Molecule: messenger RNA, 770 nt
Organism: Chrysoperla carnea
Lineage: Eukaryota; Metazoa; Arthropoda; Insecta; Neuroptera; Chrysopidae
Gene: Jhbp1
Exons: 5
Source: RefSeq, a predicted model, not a curated record
AUUACAAAAAUUUCUUCGACAGAAAUUCCCCCAUAUGUGAAGCAAUGCCACGAAGAGGAUCCAAAAUUAAUAGAUUGUUAUAUCAAAGCGUUACAUCAUUUAAAACCAUAUUUAGCAAAUGGAAUACCAGAAAUUGAGCUGCCAUCAGUGGAACCAUUUCAAAUGGAUGAAUUGUCCUUAUCAUUAACUACUGGUCCAAAUGGAUAUCGAGUAUCAUUAACUGAAAUGGAUAUUUAUGGUGCUAGUAAUUUUACAGUAACUAAAUUAAAGCUAAGUGAAAAUGGUAAACCAUUUGAAGCAGUUAUUAAAAUUCCAUAUAUGAAAAUUUUAGCAAAAUAUGCUAGUACUGGUGUAUUAAUUAUUUUACCAGCAAGUGGGAAUGGAACUUUUCAUGGAUCAUUUGAGGAUGCAACAGCUAUUGUAAGAGGAAAAGUAAGUAAUAGUCUACGAGAUGAUGGUCUCAAUUAUUUACAUGUGGAUACAUUAAAUGUGGACUUAAAUGUACGUAUGGCUAAAAUGGCAGUGAAAAAAGUUUUCAACAACAACAGAAUUUUAAUUGAAGCAACAAAUUUAUUUUUACGAGAAAAUGGUAAUGAAGUAUUAAAAGCAAUGACACCGCAGCUACGUAAAAAAUUGAGUGUUGUCUUCCAAAAUAUUGCUAAUCAAUUAUUAACACAUGUCCCUGUACAAACGUUCCUUGUAUCAAAAGCAUCAUAAUUUAAUGAGAAAAAGAUAUAAGGUUGUAAAAAUACUAUUAAUUAAAAUUAUAA